AUGUCGUGGGACGGUCCUCUCGCCUCCGUCAAGCUAAUCAUCCAAGGCAAAAACCUCGAGAGGCAAUUAAUUAAGCAGCAUGUUGAGGAGAAAGUGGGGAAAGCUGUUCAGAAACACAGCCAUCUCGUCAGGGAAGUUGAUGUAAGACUCUCGGUUCGUGGAGGAGAGUUUGGUAAAGGACCAAGGAUCCUUAGAUGCGAGGUAACACUGUUUACAAAGAAGCAUGGAGUUGUGCGCGGUGAGGAAGAUGCUGAGACGGUGUACGCUUGUAUCGACUUGGUAAGAGAGCCAGUGAUUGAGCCGGUUGUUGAGGACGUUUCUGACUCGAGACCGGGAGAAGAGGAGGAUGAUUUGAUCAAGGAGAUUGUCCGUACCAAAUACUUUGAGAUGCCACCAUUGGCCGUGGCUGAAGCAGUGGAGCAGCUGGAGUUAGUCGCUCACGAUUUCUACGGAUUCCAAAAUGAAGAAACUGGUGCGAUAAACAUAGUGUACAAGAGAAGAGAAGGAGGAUACGGUCUGAUAAUCCCUAAGAAAGAUGGCAAGUCUGAGAAAGUUGAGCCGCUUCCAACCGAGCAAUUGAAUGAACGCUCUAUCGCUUAG
Brassica napus (rape) is the source of this 600-nucleotide messenger RNA. RefSeq names its product ribosome-binding factor PSRP1, chloroplastic-like. NCBI's taxonomy places the organism in Eukaryota, Viridiplantae, Streptophyta, Magnoliopsida, Brassicales, Brassicaceae. Gene Ontology annotation, biological process: negative regulation of translational elongation; primary metabolic process. Bases 1 to 600 code for a protein of 199 amino acids. Gene Ontology annotation, cellular component: cytosolic small ribosomal subunit. Gene Ontology annotation, molecular function: ribosomal small subunit binding. The transcript is spliced from 6 exons. The record is from RefSeq and is a predicted model, not a curated record.